Messenger RNA from Octopus sinensis (East Asian common octopus), 442 nucleotides. RefSeq lists its product as uncharacterized. Bases 26 to 442 code for a protein of 138 amino acids. The record is from RefSeq and is a predicted model, not a curated record. The transcript has 2 exons. Lineage: Eukaryota; Metazoa; Mollusca; Cephalopoda; Octopoda; Octopodidae.
AAAUAUGACUUUCUAAUGUCUUACAAUGACGAUCGAGACGACGGAAAAUAUUACAAGAAGUCAAUUGGCAAGACUAAUACAUGCACGUGAUCGUGAGAUUGAGUGGGAUAAGAGAGAUAGAGAAAGGGAAUUAGCUGAAGUGGAAGAUAUGAGGAGAAGUGUGGUUGAACGAGGAGGAAAACAUGUCGAAGAACGUUUAGUACAGGUUUUCCCCAAUGAUCUACAUUUUAAGAUCGAGAAGAGAGCUUUUAAACAUUUGACAGACAAAGAAGUGGAAGAGGAAAUCAUUUCUACAACUGAAGACGAAGAGCCUGGCGAAACUGUUGAUCUAACUAACAACGAGGAAGAGGACAUUGUCCAAUUUACUGAAGUUUCCGAAGUUAUUGAAGAUAAACAAAUUGGUUUUACGGCUCUAAAACUAAGUGGAUUUAAUUUUUUGUGA